GCAAGUGCAGGCCGAACAACGCUUACUAUUGCCCAUCGUCUUUCAACUGUUAGAAAUGCAGACCGUAUUAUCGUGCUUGAAGAUGGAAAAAUCGUUGAAUCUGGUACACUUCGUAGUGCUUUCAAUUUUACAAAGCUAUUGAGUCUUGGUGAGCAAGAAGCUAAGCAGGCGGACGUGAAGGAAUCAGGCUUAUUGGAUAUCAUACGAUUUGCUCGACAGGAAUGGUUGCUGCUAUUCUUUGCAUUACUUGCCGCGUUGCUUAGGGGAUUCGCGUUCCCCAUAUUUUCGAUCAUCUAUGGUGGAAUGUUUCGGACGUUAGCAAAACCGACAGCUGAGAUGAGGCUUGAUGGCGCUAAAAGAAAUGCAAUAUACUUCACCAUACUUGGUAUUGGUAGCGGUUUAGCGACGUUUUUUUCCGGUUUUCUAUUAAGCACCGCAGGCGAAUCGUUCACAAAACGAUUACGUGUCGCAGUUUUUGCUAGCAUUGUUCAACAGGUGAGAAAACUCAAAAUAAAAUUUUAA
Molecule: messenger RNA, 522 nt
Organism: Gongylonema pulchrum
Lineage: Eukaryota; Metazoa; Nematoda; Chromadorea; Rhabditida; Gongylonematidae
Source: the annotation of a GenBank genome assembly